This is a messenger RNA of Schistocerca cancellata (South American locust), 568 nucleotides long. RefSeq names its product cytochrome c oxidase assembly protein COX20, mitochondrial (gene l(3)87Df). The transcript is spliced from 3 exons. Gene Ontology annotation, cellular component: mitochondrion; mitochondrial inner membrane. The record is from RefSeq and is a predicted model, not a curated record. Gene Ontology annotation, biological process: mitochondrial respiratory chain complex IV assembly. NCBI's taxonomy places the organism in Eukaryota, Metazoa, Arthropoda, Insecta, Orthoptera, Acrididae. The coding region runs from base 109 to 468 and encodes 119 amino acids.
CAAACGACGUGCGAUGUUUGUUUAUUUAUAACAAUGUGAGGAGCAGGUGAUAGUGAACAAUUGCGGGUAGAAAUAUGAAAUAACUGUCGGCAGAAAAAUUAUAAAGCCAUGUCAGAUCCAGAAGAUGAGUUAAAACAGGGGCCUUUCCUGUUUGGCCGAGACAUAUCUAAAAUACCGUGUUUUCGAAAUACUUUCCUGUAUGGAAUCACCAGUGGUUUUGGUGCUGGACUUACGUACUUCCUCUUCACAAGCCGAACAACAACAUCAUCACAUGUCGCUGCAGGAACAUUUGUUGGAGUUUCCUUGUCUUAUUGGAUUUACUGCCGGUUAAAUUGGUCAAAACAGAGAUUUGAAUAUCAGAAACUUAAAUACGCUAUGAAGCAACAAAUGCUCUAUGAAGGUACUGAAUUAGAGGAGAAACUGAAAGAUUAUGCUAAGAAACUGGAAGAAAGUGAGAAGUUAAAAUAAUUUUCAGGGAUUUUGCCAUCAAGUUAUUUAUUUUACAUUUUUACUGUACACUAGUUACGCAAAGUGAAACAUUUUCUUUGUUACCAAGUUAAUUUUUCAU